CAUGCAUUUUAUUGCCGGUAUAUAAAACCCGUCGAGACCACGUGACUUCCUUUCCGAACGAAGCUGAAAUCAUGGAUGCCAGCCGCGUGCAGCCCAUCAAGCUCGCCAGAGUUACAAAAGUGCUGGGAAGAACUGGCUCGCAGGGACAGUGUACCCAGGUACGCGUUGAGUUCAUGGAUGACAGCAACAGAUCCAUCAUCAGGAACGUGAAGGGCCCGGUUAGAGAAGGAGAUGUCCUGACACUUCUGGAGUCUGAAAGAGAGGCCAGGAGGCUUCGCUAGCAGGGCACAUGUGAAGACCUGCAGUGGCCAAACCAAUACUUGUGGAGAGCUUCAACAUCAGCUCUACAGUUGGCAGUUAAAUGUCAUAUUGUGUGCGCAGUUCGAAAUAAAAUGUUUUGUGAAUAA
Carassius auratus (goldfish) is the source of this 407-nucleotide messenger RNA. Its product is annotated as 40S ribosomal protein S28. The record is from RefSeq and is a predicted model, not a curated record. Gene Ontology annotation, cellular component: cytosolic small ribosomal subunit; ribosome. Gene Ontology annotation, molecular function: structural constituent of ribosome. NCBI's taxonomy places the organism in Eukaryota, Metazoa, Chordata, Actinopteri, Cypriniformes, Cyprinidae. The transcript is spliced from 4 exons. Gene Ontology annotation, biological process: maturation of SSU-rRNA; ribosomal small subunit assembly; translation. Bases 72 to 281 code for a protein of 69 amino acids.